This is a messenger RNA of Oldenlandia corymbosa var. corymbosa, 930 nucleotides long. The record is from the annotation of a GenBank genome assembly. Lineage: Eukaryota; Viridiplantae; Streptophyta; Magnoliopsida; Gentianales; Rubiaceae.
AUGAGAGAACUAAUUCUUUUUGCUUCUGAUAGGAGAGUUGUAGAUGGCUCUCUUAGUUCUGAUGAUGAGGGUAAUGUAGGAGAUGGAGGAAUAGAUCACAAGAAUUUUCGUAAGUUUGCUGUUUACAGCAACAGACUUAUCAUUGGGUUUACUGGUAUUAUUGAUCACUGGAGAGUGAUAAGAGAUGAAAUGCUAUCGAAGGGUCUAACUAAUUACCAUGAUGUCGAAUCUUUUCUGCGGACAAGGGAGAAUAUUUGGACAGUGGGGAGUGGUUCAAGAGAUGCUAUGCGUGUUCUUUUGGCAAACAGAACCCCGACAUUGGGUAGCACUCUUGCAGUUAAUGCUGUGGUGGAAGCCGUAUGUGAAGCAGCAAGGAUGGACCGCAACACUGGCGGUUAUUGCAAGGUUGGAGUUAUUGGAGACGCUACUCGUCUUGUCUUGCAUGCACCAUUCAAGAUCAAAAAUCACUUGAUGGAUCGAAACUUCAGAGUCUUGCUUUAUCCGGAUGACUCAGCAUUUGAAGACGAGAGAACUCACAUCUUCGAGGACAACUUCAUUGUCGCUUUCACUGAAAAUCCAUGGCUCCAGCUGACCAAAUCAACAUUUGUCGAGGUUUACCGUGAGUCCCUUGAUGCCAUGUCGAAGACUGCCCCACUUGAUGAAGGGACUGGAGGCAACGUCCAUUGUCUAAUCCUAGAUGGGUCAGAACUGAAGAAUGAGGAACAGGAAGCACGCUCUAUAAACAUCCCACGGUAUUUGAGAGAACUUAAUCUAGGGACUCAAGCUUUACGGGGUGUUGAAGAGGAAGAUGGUUUACCAAAAGUGAUUUCUAUGUUUUCUCCAUCAUCCUCAGAGCCAGAGCCAUGGAGUUUCAGUGAAAGUGAUGAUGAAUCUGUUGUGGAAGAUGUGUGUUUUCUAUUUAAUACCUAA